This is a messenger RNA of Etheostoma spectabile (orangethroat darter), 735 nucleotides long. RefSeq names its product proteasome (prosome, macropain) assembly chaperone 4 (gene psmg4). The record is from RefSeq and is a predicted model, not a curated record. The transcript is spliced from 3 exons. Lineage: Eukaryota; Metazoa; Chordata; Actinopteri; Perciformes; Percidae. Gene Ontology annotation, biological process: proteasome assembly. Bases 95 to 469 code for a protein of 124 amino acids.
UCUUUCUGUUUCUGUUUGUAGCAUACACUGUAUAUUGUAGCUAGCACGAGUCACAUGGUUGCUAGCUAUAGUUAAACAACAACAACAACAAAAAAUGACCGAGACACAAAACGGAGCGGUGUUUGAGGCCAUUACGGUGCACAAUUUUUCGGAGAAGAUUUUGGAGCAGGUCAUACACUUUCAUGUGAUGAAGCUCAGCGGAGGGUUCUUCCUGUGGGUCGGCUCGAGUCCGGUUCUGUCCAACCUGGCGGUCUCAAUGAGCAGCAGAUAUGAUUCGAUGCCUUUAUCUUCGUUAAUCAUGGGGGACCCAUCCAAUACUGCUUCAAAUUCCUUGGCACAGAGAUUAGCAAAGAAGACCAAAAAGCAAGUAUUUGUGAGUUACAGUCUCCCGACGACAGACUCCAACCUCAGUCUUUCGGUGGAGAACCGGAUCAAAAAGGAGCUGGAGCUUCACCCUGAACACUUUUGAUUGUUUAUUGAACUGAAGAGUUGAAGUGUUUUGUGUAGAACGGAGGACAGAGCAACAAUCAAGUAGCAGGUGCUUCUCCUCUUUUGGACUAACAAACAUACAUAUAUUCGAAAUACUGUAAUCGAACUCCCACACAAUAACCACAAACGGUCACAUCAAGUGUUCUUUUAUUGACAUAAUAAAUUAAUUGGUUUAUUAUCAAAACAUGUAGAGACCUAUGGCUUUUUGUACAAAUGCAUCAUAUUAAAAAAAUAACACUUAGAAAA